This is a messenger RNA of Apaloderma vittatum (bar-tailed trogon), 1946 nucleotides long. RefSeq names its product myelin regulatory factor-like (gene MYRFL). The annotation marks the transcript as partial. Lineage: Eukaryota; Metazoa; Chordata; Aves; Trogoniformes; Trogonidae. Gene Ontology annotation, cellular component: endoplasmic reticulum membrane; nucleus. The record is from RefSeq and is a predicted model, not a curated record. The transcript is spliced from 18 exons. Gene Ontology annotation, molecular function: DNA-binding transcription factor activity; sequence-specific DNA binding. Gene Ontology annotation, biological process: protein autoprocessing; positive regulation of DNA-templated transcription.
CUUCUGCAGAAGCACUCGGUGUGGGAAUUCAGGAACAAACUGGGCAGUCUUGCUGGCUCAUUAGCACCUUGUUGUCUGCAGCAUUCAUUCAGCUACCUGCUGUAGGAUAUCACAUUGUCACAGAUAAAGGAUUUAAUUACUCAACAACAGAUGAUGCCUUUGUAUGCCAGAAGAAGAAUCAUUUCCAAAUCACAGUCCAUAUUAGAAUUACUGGACAUCCAAAAUAUGUCAAAACUCAGCUGGGCGGCAAACCAAUAGAAAAAUUUUACUUGAAAGCUUUUGGAAUAAAGGUGGAAGCUCCAAAUCAAACAAUUGCUAUUGAGCAGUCUCAGUCAGAUCGAAGCAAAAAAACUUUCAAACCCGUUAAAGUUGAUCUGCCAGGGGACCAGAUAACUAAAGUAACACUGGGGAGGUUACAUUUCAGUGAAACAACAGCAAAUAACAUGAGAAAAAAAGGGAAACCCAAUCCUGACCAGAGAUACUUCAUGCUGGUAGUUGGACUCUACGCUUUCUCUCAGGACCAAUUCUACCUACUGUCUGCAAACGUCUCUGAAAAGAUCAUUGUGAGGGCGUCUAACCCAGGGCAGUUUGAGAAUGACAGUGAUGUACUGUGGCAGCGAGGACAUGUUCCAGAGACAAUAGUCUAUCAUGGUCGAGUAGGAAUUAACACAGAUGCACCAGACGAAGCACUGGUUGUCUGCGGAAACGCGAAAGUUAUGGGCAGAGUCAUGCAUCCAUCUGACAGCCGAGCAAAACAGAAUAUCCGGGAGGUUGAUACAAAUGAGCAGUUGAGAAGAAUAACACAAAUGAGGCUGGUGGAGUAUAACUAUAAGCCUGAAUUUGCAUCUGUUAUGGGAAUAAAAAAUAACCACGAAACCGGAAUAAUAGCCCAAGAAGUCAAGGAGCUUUUACCUCAAGCCGUUAGAGAAGUUGGAGAUGUUACUUGUAAUGAUGGGGAAAAAAUAGAAAAUUUCCUCAUGGUUGACAAGGAUCAGAUCUUCAUGGAGAAUGUUGGCGCUGUAAAACAGCUUUGUAAAGUAACCAACAAUCUUGAAGUCAGAAUAGAAGAACUGGAACAGUGGAAUAAGAAAUUGGCUAGGCUGAAACGCAUGAACAGUUUAAAGUCAACAUUCAGUGAAGAGAGCAAAUUCAGGUAUAGUGGAGCUACUAGUCUUCUGCCAUCAAAAAAAUCAGUCCCUCUAAAAUCCGGCAAGGUUUGUUUGUCAAAGACGAAAGUGUCUUGCUCUACGAAGAUUUUCCGGUUGAUUAUAAUAGUUUUGAUUGCUAUUAUGGCACUAUGCAAUACCUCAAGUGCUGUUCUAGUCUCUCCCUCUACCACUACAGCAGCAUUGCAGAUGGAAAGCACAAUUUCUCAGAGCACGCAACUGAUCAGCAGGAUUCCUGAAGUGAAUUUCUGUGACGUUUUGCCUUGUGACAAGGUCUAUUGUUGUCCAAUUCAUCAAUCAAAUGUCAGAUCUUUAAGUUAUGAGAAAAUCGAUUCAAAGGAGAAAGGGAUUGAUACAACAAUCAGUUCCAUACAGAUUUUGGAAACUCAGCAAAGCAUUGACAAUCGCUACUGUAGUGAAAAUCUACAGUGCUGGUCUGGAAAUUAUAGCUAUUUUAUUCCUGUUAACAAACACACACCCAUGGAUGUAGAAAUCUCAUUGGAAAUAAAUACCACAGAACCAUUAAUUAUAUUUCUCUGCAAAGUCACAUUUGGAAAUUAUUGCUCCCAUUAUUCUUCAAGCCAAAGCGAUAGGAAGGAUUUCCUACUAACCACACAGGGACGUCAGCAUAUCUGGGCUCUCCCUGUCGCUAAAUUGUACGACAGCGCGUACCAUUUCCGUGUAGCUGCACCGGGUGUUGCAAGCUGCUCAACAGAUCCUUACUUCGCCGGAAUGUUUUUUACUGAUUACCACUUCUAUUUUUAUCGACAGUGUAACUAG